AUUGCUAAAAGUAGAGGGCGCUUUUACAAGAUGGCGGCCCCCACGCACAUGUCACGUUUUCCCGCACGCAAAAACAUGUUUAAAAAGAAGAUCCAUCAAGCCAAAGAUAAAGGCGUAAAAGAUGACACACAUGAUGGUAGGGUUGGUAGACUUGAUGAGCACACCAUGGGCUAUUAUCGUAGAGUGGCUGACACAAUUAAAGAUGCGUUUCAAGACGAAGCGGAGCAAGGCCUGUUUCUAGACAACGUCUUUGAUCAGAUGGAGGGAGAGCAGGUCCAACUCUGCCGUAACCAAACUGUCUCUCGCAUCCUUGAGGAGCUCCUGUGCUUGGCCCGCCCCUCCCACCUCCGGAGAUUCCUGUCAGGCAUCCUUGGGGAGUUCGAGGUGGUGGUCAGGGACCGAUUUGCCGGCCACGUGGUCCAGAAGGCACUGCUUCAGACCGCCAAGUCCUUAGACGAUGGAGAAGAAGGGGCUGAACUUCAGGAGAAGGUUCUGUCAAUGGCUGACUUGCUACUGGCCGACUUGAAUGCUGUGAUGAUGGACACAUACGGCAACCACAUUCUCCGUACCAUGCUGCAAGUACUAGGUGGGGUCAGGGUACCAGACCAGGUUGCCAGGAGCCGGUUGUCAAGGGAACAGCAAGACAAAGAAACAAGCAAAGAAACAAAACAACUGCUGAAGAAAGUGCCCGAGAAAAUGCAGCUGAGCCUCAAGAAGAUCACCAACACCCUCCUGUCGGCAGAAAACUUCAACGAGUACUUGCUGCACCGCACCUCCGGUCCCGUGUUGGAGGUUCUACUCCUGGUCCUGCAGCAGUCGCAUCCCGCCCUCUGCCACCGCGUCGGCCAAGCCAUCCUCAAGAAGUCCAAAGUCAUGUCCAAGAAUCCUGCCCAGCCUGACAAAAGAGUACCAGUUGUGUUUACGGACAGCGUUGGCAGUCACCUGUUUGAGGUCGUCAUUGAGGUGGUGUCCUCAGAGGCUUUCUCUGAGGUCUACUCACAGUGCUUCGGGAACUACUUGCUGGAAAUGGCACUGCACCCUGUGGCCAACUUUGUGCUGCAGAAACUGAUCAAGAGAUCCGCUAGGGAAGAAGAGUUUUCUGAGAUGUUUGACAAGCUGUCGGCAAAUUUGGAGGCCAUUCUCGGAGUCAACCACAUGGGCGUGGUUUUGAGGCUUGCCGAGUCAUGCGUCCAUCACCCAACCAAGCAACGUGCAUUCUUGCAGGGAUUACUGAGCGCCUUCCACUGCUGGGAACCGCGGGAGAGACAGUCGUCCUGCGUCCUGCUCAUCGCCGGCAUGGUGACCCAUGAAGUUUUCUUCCCUGGCAGCAAAGAAGAUGAGGAACAAGACACAAAACUGAAGCCCGGACUCACUGAAGUCAAUCUGCACGGUUCCCUGCUCCUCCAGCAACUGCUCAAAUUCCACCACUGCGGCCCGGUCAUUGCGGGGUUCAUGGCCCUCCGAGAUGAUGAUCUAACCACCGUGGCCUGUUCCCCGAGUGGCAGCUAUCUCCUAGAAGCCUUUGUGACCAGUAGCGUGGUCAGCGAGAAGAAGAAAGAUAGAUUCGUGGCUCAACUCCAGACCAACUGUUUCAAGAUUGCCUGCCACAAGACAGGCAGCCGAUCUAUCGAAGCUAUCUUCAAGGCAGCCUCACUCAAGACGAAGACCGCUCUCGUUCAGGUGCUGUCUGAGAAGGAUAAGCAACUCCAGUCAGACCAUUUCGGCAAGUUUGUUUAUCGCAACUGUGCCGUGGGGCUGUAUAAGCUCCGCCCACAGGACUGGGAGGAGCUACAAGGAAGAGAGAGCAAGAAGAGGAAGCUGUUUGCCGAGAUCAUCGGGGAGGGAGAAGACAGAGCUUCCAAAAAGAAGCGUAGACAAUUAGAAGGUGAUGCUGGGCAGCCAUUGUCAAGCUACUCUGACGAGAUGCUGGCACUUGGGAUGACGGUCAAAGAGAAAGAGAUUGGAGAAUCAGACGAGGAUGAUGACAUUGAUGAUAUCUUUGGGAAAAUAUCCAAGCCUGCAGUCAAGCCGAGUGUUUCACCCCAGAACAAGAGCUCCAAACGGAGACGAUCUGCCAGUACCCACGACGAAAAAGACAAGCCAGACACGGGGCACGGACAAAGUAGUGACAAAGAAGAAAAGACCCACUCAAAAGCGAGGAAAUCCAAAAAGAAACUCCACAAAAAGGAAAGAGAAAAGAUUUGCCCUGACAACUGAUGUCAACUUGGAUUUAUUGAUACACUGAUAUUCUCUACUACACAUAUUGGAAGAUAUUUCUCAGGUUGCACCUAGUUUGCCUGAAAGUGUUAUGUGCGUUCAGUGCACUUUUGACCAAUAGGAUUUCACAUUACAUGCGCCUUACAUAUUCAUACCUCAUACAUAUUCAUACAUCAUACAUACCUCAUACAUAUUCAUGAUCAAGAGCCAAAUUGUCACUGGUUCUCUUUCACCAUCACGUGCCAGAUGCUAUUUUUGCUGUUUACCAAGCGCACGCAUGCAAGUAUUCGACUGUCGCAUGGGUGUAGUUCUCAGCGCGAACAUCGCCCAAGUUACGCAUGAAAAGAUGGUUGCAUACGUAAAUUUUAAUUAGCUUUUUCCUGAGCUCAAUGAUGCUAAACUGGAGAAUAUUGUGGACAAUAAAGAUGCCUCCUGUACUUAAUUUUUUUUCAGUUCAGUUCUUUCACCCAGUUCCUGAUUCCCGAUAUGAAGUAUUUUAUUAACAAAUUUUAAACUUCAAUAAAUAUACAGUUUAAAGAUAAAAAAAA
This is a messenger RNA of Patiria miniata (bat star), 2765 nucleotides long. RefSeq names its product nucleolar protein 9-like (gene nop9). Bases 31 to 2217 code for a protein of 728 amino acids. The transcript is spliced from 13 exons. Gene Ontology annotation, cellular component: preribosome, small subunit precursor; 90S preribosome; nucleolus. Gene Ontology annotation, molecular function: RNA binding. Lineage: Eukaryota; Metazoa; Echinodermata; Asteroidea; Valvatida; Asterinidae. The record is from RefSeq and is a predicted model, not a curated record. Gene Ontology annotation, biological process: endonucleolytic cleavage in ITS1 to separate SSU-rRNA from 5.8S rRNA and LSU-rRNA from tricistronic rRNA transcript (SSU-rRNA, 5.8S rRNA, LSU-rRNA); endonucleolytic cleavage in 5'-ETS of tricistronic rRNA transcript (SSU-rRNA, 5.8S rRNA, LSU-rRNA); endonucleolytic cleavage to generate mature 5'-end of SSU-rRNA from (SSU-rRNA, 5.8S rRNA, LSU-rRNA).